AUUCCGCACGCGCAACUUCAGUAAGUUGGCUUCUGUAUACUGCAGUCCUUUCGAGAUUCGUAUAUGCUGACCCUGCUUUCGUAUCAGGUAUCUAUGGACAGUGGUUGGUCUUUCUCUAUCUUGCGGCAUCGCUCGGAUGAUUCUACACCGACGGCAUGUCCAUUCAACUUCAAGCUUUUCUGACUUUUGUAGGACGGGCGUUCUCUGCAUAUUUCUGUGCUUCGCUCUAGGCAUAGCCAACAUCUUCACGCUUACUGCUCUGCGCAUCGUGUUCAGUGUCAUAUGCCUGGCCUCCGCUUUUGUGAUUCUGUUCACCGAAAUCCCAUUCCUGCUCCGUAUAUGCCCUACGUCGCCUACCUUUGACACCUUCAUCCGCCGGUUCAGCACCAACUACAUGCGCGCACUCAUCUACGUUGUCAUGAGCGCCAUCCAGUGGGUCAGCCUGGUCUCUGGAGCCUCGAGCCUGAUCGCCGCCGCCGUGUUCCUCCUGAUUGCCGGUCUCUUCUACCUUCUUGCCGCGCUGAAGCACCAGGAUUUCAUGAGCAGCAAAACCUUAGGUGGACAGGGAAUCGCGCAGAUGAUUGUGUAGAACAGCAAAGAUUGGUCUUUCGUAGCUGCCGAGCUACUGGCCUUUUGUAUCCAUCAUGUUCACUAGAAAUGGGGUUGCGAAAAGUGUUGCGUGCGAGGACUUGCCUCGGGUGUUGCUUUUUUUGUUACGACCUUAGCGGACGUAUAAUCACUUAUUGAGUCCGUGUUACGCCUUGCAUUAUGCCUUUGUUCAAGUUGUAUGAUCGUUAUAUACCGAGUAUUGCCAUUCAGCCAGAAUCGAUUUUCUUAUACUUGACUAUAAGACCAUCACUCAUGUUAACUCCUACCUACUCAGUAUCUU
Talaromyces proteolyticus is the source of this 889-nucleotide messenger RNA. RefSeq lists its product as uncharacterized. The transcript is spliced from 2 exons. The record is from RefSeq and is a predicted model, not a curated record. Gene Ontology annotation, biological process: vesicle-mediated transport. The coding region runs from base 137 to 589 and encodes 150 amino acids. NCBI's taxonomy places the organism in Eukaryota, Fungi, Ascomycota, Eurotiomycetes, Eurotiales, Trichocomaceae. Gene Ontology annotation, cellular component: Golgi membrane.